AUGAAUCAAUUAUGUAAGAAAUUCAUUCCGUUGGAUAUUGCUUGUAAAAAGGCUUUUAUGGGAUCUUUAACGUAUGAAGAAUUUAUCACGUUACCCUUGUUCAUACAGCAACACCGAUCGUUGCACAAGAAUUUAUUGUGCCAACAUCCAAAGAAGGUUUCCUUUCUAUUAUUCCCGAAUCGUAUGACCACCAAUACUACAACAACGGAUCAUCAUCACUUUGAAAUUCUCUCCAACAAUGAUGAUAUGAAGAAUUAUUGCUUGAAUUAUGCUCUCGUUUCUGCCUUUUAUCAAAACAACAAGUAUUUAAGUAAUAGUUGGCAUGGUUUCCAUAACUUGAUGAGUCUGAAAGGAGUCUUUCCUCAUACUCAAAAAUUGGUGUCUGAUUUGGCAAAAAGUAUAGAUCCACGUUUGCUUUUCAAUUCUUCCUUUCGAAAGUUUUUCGUCGAGUUGGCUGAAGUAUUGGCAAAUAUAAGAUCAACCUUCCAAAACGAGAAGGAAUUAUUAUCGUACUUUUCAAUGGCAUCGUCAUCUUCGGUGAAUGUAGAGUAUGCCAAAUGCUGGUUUUUUUCAAUGCCUGUCCUCAUGCAAACAAGUACUUCAUCAAGUCUUAAACACAUUCAACAAUAUUCACAAUAUUUGGAUGAGGAUGAUAAGAAGAAUGAAUUUCUAUGCACUUGGAUGAUUCGACACCAUAAAAUGUAUGACAUUAUUCAAAUGUCUGGUCAGAACCAAAGUCGAGUGGUCUUGAGAAGGUGGAUUUCUCAUAAUCCAACUCUAUUUUCCUCACUCCCAAAAUGGAUUCAACAUGACAAGUUGGUUGCUUUAGAAGCUGUCAAGGAAAACCCAGACCUCAUUUAUCCAAUCCUUAAUACCGAGUUGAAGCAAGAUGUGUCUAUCAUGAGUGUCAUGCUCAAAUAUACACCUUUCUCAAAAUUUCUGCAAAUGGCAAGAUCAGUAGACGGUAUUAGGGACAAAGUUGUGUCGAAUAAGGACUUGUUGAUUGAAGUUUUUUCGAAAGGACACGAAGCCAACUAUGGGUUACUUGAAUUUGCGCCUCCAAAUAUUAAGAAUGAUAAGCGAAUGAUUAUGGCAUGUUUAGAAAGAUUCUACACCAAGUAUCAAUCUCUCUCUGAUAUGAUGAAAACCACACAGCAUCACAUUUCAGAAAUCAGUAACGAGUGUAACAAACUUGAAUCGUUCUAUCAUGCCAAGAAUAACCAUGUACUUUUUGAUCGAGAAGUGGUGGAGACAUGGUUGAAAAUAACAUUUCCCAAAUAUCUGAAAGGAGCUAAUUUUGAAAAAUUUGGAAAUGACAAGCAAUUAAUCAUGAGAGCCAUCGCUUUGGGUGAAUACUCCAUCAUGCCAUACCUCUCUCAAAACAUGCAGCAAGAUUUUGAGAUUGUCAAAUAUAUUGUGGAGAAAAAUCCGAAAUUAUUUCCAGUAGUGUCACCAUUAGUGCGAUCAGACAUUGAUUGUGUUAGAAAAGCCAUUCACACACAUGUUGAUUACUUUGAACUAGCUUGUGAAAAAAUUAGAAGUAACAAAGAAUUCAUUUGGCAAUAUGUUAAGGAAAAGAAAAGAGCAGAUAUUUUGAAAUUUUGUCAUGAAACAGUUUUCAAAGAUACACAAUUGCUAAAGAAUAUAUUCUUGUUAGUGCAUGAAACAGAUUCCAGCGCCUCCAUUGGUUCAAGGAGGUCCUCAUUCUUGAAUGAUUUUCCUGACCAUGUGUUCACAAAAUUAGAAUUUUUAUCGUUUAUCAUUGAGAAGGAUGUUUCUUUUACUCAAAAAGUGUCACCAUCCCUCAAUCAUGAAUUAUUGAUGAAAUUAUUCCUGGAAGUAUUUGCAAAUAUUGAAACUUCAGAUUGUUUGAGCAUGGUACAACAAUUUUGGCAAUAUUUACCUAGUACUUUGAGAAGCAAAUCGUUUUUCAUGGAAUUUAUGCAACAUCAUCCUCAAUUAAUCAUUGGAUGUCCUUUCAGUAAUGACAAGGAUAUUUGCUCUGUUGCAAUCAAAGCAGAUGAAAAAUUUGUAAUCUUCGCUUCUAUCGAGUUAAUCAUGAAUGAUGAAAAUUGGUUAUUGGCAUGUCACAAAAAUUGGAAAUCAAAGCUUGCUGCAGUGUAUAACAAAUCUGUGGGUGAAGAGUUAAAGCUAUUGUUGAAUUUUUCGUCAUUGACGACCUUUUAUAGAAAUAAGCCAACCUCGACAACGCUUUCAGAAAACACAGACAAACACGAGGAUACAUUGCUUACAUCCAAAACUCCAAAAAAAAGCCUUAGCAAGAGUAUUUCAGGAAUUUUGAAUUUUGGAAUAUCAAGCAAUGAGAAAUGA
Naegleria lovaniensis is the source of this 2331-nucleotide messenger RNA. RefSeq lists its product as uncharacterized. Lineage: Eukaryota; Heterolobosea; Eutetramitea; Acrasida; Naegleriidae. The transcript has 2 exons. The coding region runs from base 1 to 2331 and encodes 776 amino acids. The record is from RefSeq and is a predicted model, not a curated record.